GGAAUAAUGUAAGAUGGCUGGUCUGGCUGGGUAAUACGACGAUAAUCGAACCGAGAAUGCUUAUUAUUAAACAUGAAAAAUAAGGAAUUAGAAAAAGAAAAUUGAUAUAGCUAGUCUUGAAAAUUAAAUUUCAGAAAACACGUAAUAAAGACCAAAGUUGGAGUGUGUUAGUUGCCGACAGGUAUGAUGACAGUGAAUUAUGCUGAAACAUGACAGCCAUACCGGUUUAUAUUAAGAAAUCGAGGAAACGAUCUAAUUAUUUUUGGUGAUGAAAGAAUUGAAUUACAAAGUUUGGAAAGAGAUGGGAUGUGCAGCUAAAGUGUGAAAGAAUGCUCCAUGUUUUGUAACAAAGGACCAUUUUUGGAGAUUGCAGGAAAGUAAGCAAACAAAAGGAUGCUCAUUCAAACCUAAAGGAAAAUUCUACACUGAGAAUCACCAUGAAUGGAGCAAGCAAGCAAGGUAAUGAUGAACCAAACUUAGAGAAGAACAAGAAACUUGGGAGUAUGUGUUUACGAGUUAAAGGAGACAAGAUUAGUUUCUUGAGAAGCCUCUAGGGGUUGAGACACUUUUACUAUGCACGGAUGAAGAAUUGCUCUGUCUAUCUCUCCUAGGAAGUUUUGAGCACAACGAAGGUUGAAGCCAAGGGGCAAAGCAUAGGCGUAGUACAUUAAGGAACUAUGCGACUACUUCUCGGGAUGUGAAAAGAAACAACUGUGACCAACGACACGGCACGUAUUGGUUGAUUUCAUUGUGGAACUCUUGCGUAUAUGAGAAUCAAGAAGGCGAAAAUGAGUAAAACCAUUCUUUUGUUCAUCCUUUAUAAUACAUAUAUCUCGAACAAGACACAUUUCUUCCGAACUCUCUUCUUUGGUCCGAGGCUUUCAUUGGCAACUUUGGCAAUGAACGCGACGUUGUUGGCCUUGCUGCGAGUUGCUUAGUUACAUUUAUGCUUAGAUCUGCCUUAGAACGUUCUUAUCCAUAUUCUCUCUCAUAUACAAGGCUAUCCAUGCUCUCCAUAUAACCUUUUCCAAGAAGGAAUGAAGUAUAAAGAUAAAUACCCUUCAUAUAGAAUCCCUAAGCUUAUUCAAUUCUCGUAAAACCUAUCCUGGAAGCUACAAACUUCCUUUUUUUGUGCUCAAAAUAUGCAAUUUAUUGCAAACUCGUUUAACCAAUGUUAAUGUUAACUUGGUAGUAUGACCUCAAUGUAACAAAUUUAUUAAGGAUUGAAUCUGUUUCGUCGUUAUACAGAGUGCAUCACAGAGACUACUUAUCGCGUUUUCCUCAUGUGGUAGUUACCUUUCCUCACCACCACAACCUUACUUUUGCUUCCCUAAAACAUUCAGAGUUGUCGAUUAAAUCGUCAAGCUGGUUGUUUUUUUACACAAUGGAGUAUCGGCAUCCUAAUGGAUUGGAUGGAAAUGAAGGUUCUCGUGUGUAUGAGGAAAUUUUUGGUGCUCCACGUAAACGGGAUCCUAUCCGAGCUGUUAGUAGUCCAGUGCUAAGCGAUGAAGCUGCUACAAGGAAAUCAAAAAAAUCUCCUACGCGCAGAAUUCCUCGAAAACCGAUGCCGAAUCGUUCUGCCAGUUUGCAGACGUCCAUUGCAGCCGAUCCAUCCUACAACCAUUACUCAGAGGUUUCUCCUAUUAAAAUUGUAGACUAUUAUGAUAAUUCACCUUCAUUUAUUAAUACUAGUAACCCUACAAGUCCGUUGAAUGACAAAGGAGACUACGAGUUUACCCCUUCUCUUCCUUCUUUCGAUGAAUCAACGACCCUUAAUGCAAUCUCAAAACACCCUAUCCCUUCAUCUUAUAAUCGGAAUGAUUCCUUUACUUCUACGACACCAAGACGUGCUUCUUCGCCUGAAGGACAUAGCCUUAUUGCUUCUCAACGCGAAAAUUCAUUAAUCAACUCCACGAUCGAACCUGAACCCUUUGAAGAAUCAUAUACGACCUCGAAUGCUUCUCCUGUGAUUGAUUCUAGGAGUAAUAGCAUGCAGUCGAGCCAUAUGUCCUCGCAGAAUCCUCCAAAUGCAUUCAGGUCUCCUUCGGCGGCUAGCAUGAGUUUUCGCCAAGUUGCGGAUUUACCUACAAAGCGGCCGGAAUCCGGCUCUUUGUAUUCUACAAAUCGUCAACCAUCUUUUUCAUCGUCCAGUCCAGUUUCACCAUCGACUACUAUGACUUCUGGAUUUAAUUUUCCUAUUUCAAUGUCUCCCGCAGUAGAAUCUCAAAUGAGCCGAACGAGUACGCCUGCUCAUCCUUCUUCUCCGUCUUCUCCCCAUUCAAAACCAUCGAUGUCGAGACCCAUUUCCUCUGCAUCGGUUCCGGUCCGUGGUCCUUCAUUACCGAAUGUUCCUACCACGAACCUCAGAAUUGUACCCCCUCAACAAAGCAAUCUAAGAAAUCACUCUUUCGAUCAUGCUAGUAUUGCACAUUUGGAGGCUAUGAAACAGAAACGUCUACAUGCUGAGGCUACCUCACGCUCUUAUACUUUAAGCUCGUAUAAAUCAUCCGGAUCUGCCACUAUUUCUGACUCUUCGACUUAUCCAUCUAGUCCUACUGCCUUUGUUCCAUCCGAAAGAAGUUCCCCUGUUGGAAAGGGUAAGAAAAAGCGUAAAGUUUACGCUGCUUUGCUUUCCCGUGUUGCGGAAGAGUUGACAGCACGAAUACAACUUAAUGACAUUUCCAAAGAUGGCCUCAUUUAUUCAAAUGCUUUCACAGGGGACUAUGCGGUCACGCUCCUUAUGGGGAUUAUCCAUACCUCGGAUCGUACUUUGGCUUUACUUGUGGGUAGAUCUUUAGAUGCUCAAAAAUUCAUUCAUGAUGUUACAUAUGACCAUCGACUUCGUGAUUCCCAUCGAGAAAUUUAUCAAUUUCAAGGCAUUGAUUACCGUCGCCUCAUUCCUCACGAUGCAGCUUCUCCAAGAGAUCGUUAUUAUCGUGAUCACAAUGAGGAUUCAGAAUCAAGUGCUCGAAAUUCCUCCGCAACAAUUGAAGACGUACGGUUUCCAAAUGGUGUUUUUACUUUGUUAACUCACUGCUAUUCUCCUACCUGUGCCAAAGAUCACCCUUGCUAUUCUAUUUCUUGUCCACGGCGCUUAGAGCAACAACACCGCAUGUUUGCUAAAAUGCGUGCUAACGCUGAACAGUCAUCUUCCUUGACUUUUGAUGAUAAAGAGCAAAAGUUAUGGAUCCAUAGUGUUCCUAAAGAAAUAGCAAAUAGUGUUAGUGAACGCGAGCGAAAGAGGCAGGAAGUAAUUUGUGAGGUUAUUUAUACUGAAAGAGACUUUGUCAAGGAUUUGGAAUACUUACGCGAUUACUGGAUUAAACCUUUAUGGGCUUCUAAUUGUAUUAAUGAACGGAAAAAGGAAAAGUUUAUUCGCACAGUUUUCUUGAAUGCACUAGAGGUUCAAGCUGUGAACUCUAAACUUGCUGAAGCUUUAACCCGAAGGCAAAAUUAUAAACCUAUUGUUGACAACAUUGCCGAUAUUUUCUUAGAACACGUACCAAAAUUUGAGCCCUUUAUUCGUUAUGGUGCUGGGCAAUUAUAUGGAAAGUAUGAAUUCGAAAAGGAAAAGGCUAACAAUCCUGCUUUCGCCAAAUUUGUAUACGACGUUGAACGAAUGAAGGAGUCUCGGAAACUUGAAUUAAACGGGUAUUUAACCAAACCAACCACUCGAUUAGCGAGAUAUCCUUUGCUUUUAGAGGCUGUAUUAAAAUAUACUGAUGAGGAAAAUUCAGAUAAACAGGACAUUCCGAAAGUAGUAAAUGUUAUCAGAGGAUUUCUCUCUCGUCUUAACGUAGAAAGUGGAAAAGCCGAAAACCAAUUUAACCUCUUCCAUUUAAAUCAACAGCUCGUAUUUAAGCCCGGUGAGCAUUACGAUUUGCACCUUCUGGAUGCCAACAGGCAACUUAUUUUUAAGGGACCGUUAAAAAAGAAGAGUGCAACAUCCAGUGCUCUGGAUUCCAGUUCAGAUGUUAGCAUGUUCUUGUUCGACCAUGCGCUUCUGAUAGUGAAGCCUAAAUUUAUAAAUAAAAGGGAAAUUUACAAAGUCUACCAGAGACCAAUCCCUUUGUUGCUUUUACAACUUUAUCUACUUGAUGAAGCUGGAACAAGAAUUCCUUAUUCUAAUAAAAGUCAACUUGCAGCGGUCUCAAAAGUUGCAAAUGGAAAGCCACCAGGAAGAUUGCACCCUUUUAGUUUGCAACUUUUGGGUAGGCGAGGAUAUGAAAUCACACUUUUUGCUUCAACAGAAGUAGGUCGUGACAAAUGGUUAGAGCAUAUCGAUCACCAGCAAACUUUGUUGCAACACAGGAGUCAAUGGUUUGAAUCUGUAACAGUAUCAUCUGAUUUCUUUGUUAAUGAUAACAAGGUCAAUGCAAUCGGCGUUUAUGAUAGUGGUCGUCGAUUAUUAUAUGGAACUGAUUAUGGCGUGUAUGUAUCGCUUCGCAAAUCUAAUAGCCCUCUUCAGUUCAAGCCAGUCCGAGCUCUCAACAUUUCCAAUGUAAUUCAACUGGAAGUUAUUGAAGAAUUCAAUUUAUUACUUUUGUUGUCUGACAAAACGUUGUAUUCUUAUCCCCUGGAAAUGAUAGAAGCAGAUACAAGCCAAGCUCCCAAAAAGCCUAGGAAAGUUUGUGGUCAUACUACCUUUUUCCGUGUCGGUAUAUGUCUCGGGCAAGUUUUGGUUUGUGCCGUUAAAAGUUCAGUUCUAAGUGCUACAAUCAAAGUUUUCGAACCAGUGCCGCAUCUCGCUAAAGGAAAGAAUAUGCCCAGUUUCAAGAAGCUAUUGGCAGUAAACCAAGACCCUUUACGAAUCAUUAAGGAACUUUACAUCCCUACAGAGUCAACUUCAGUACAUUUUCUUAAAAAUAAGCUUUGCGUUGGAUGUACAAGAGGUUUCGAGGUUGUUAGUCUUGACAAUUUGGAAACUCAAUCCCUUCUAGAUCCUGCAGAUACAUCGCUUGAAUUUGCCGAACGCAAAGAAAAUGUGAAGCCGAUUGCUAUAUAUCGCAUGAAUGGUGGUGAAUUUUUAUUAUGUUACACACAAUUCGCAUUCUUCGUGAAUCGGGAUGGAUGGCGUUCUCGAUCUACUUGGUUCGUCGUCUGGGAAGGCAAUCCUCAAAACUUUGCUCUCAGCUAUCCAUAUAUUCUAGCAUUUGAGCCGUCUUUCAUUGAGGUUAGACACGUGGAAACGUCAGAGCUAGUGCAUGUUAUUCCUGGCAAUAAUAUCAGGUUACUUGCGGAUGGACGAGGAAAAUUAGGAGAAGGCGGUGAAAUUUUUUAUGCUUGUGAUCAACGUAGAGAUAAUGUUGACACAAGUGUCGUCUGUUCCCUUCGACUUACCAGUGCUAAUGCAGAUGUACAUGUAAAAGAAGCUUUGACUCCUAGCAAAUGAGUCUUACGAUGAAAACGAUGUCAUUCGUUCUAUUUAUUUAGGUUAAUUUUUUUAUGGGUUACAUUUAGGUUCAUAUUUUAUUUAAAAACGUUUAAGGGUGCAUGAAUUUAAUGAUGAAUAAAAUUUUUUGUGCUUGCAUAAAUUUAUCCUAAACUGUACUAAUAAUUCA
Molecule: messenger RNA, 5561 nt
Organism: Schizosaccharomyces cryophilus OY26
Lineage: Eukaryota; Fungi; Ascomycota; Schizosaccharomycetes; Schizosaccharomycetales; Schizosaccharomycetaceae
Product: RhoGEF for Rho1
Exons: 1
Coding region: 1385-5392 (1335 amino acids)
Biological process (GO): intracellular signal transduction
Molecular function (GO): guanyl-nucleotide exchange factor activity
Source: RefSeq, a predicted model, not a curated record